Messenger RNA from Solanum dulcamara, 804 nucleotides. RefSeq names its product acylsugar acyltransferase 3-like. Lineage: Eukaryota; Viridiplantae; Streptophyta; Magnoliopsida; Solanales; Solanaceae. The transcript has a single exon. The record is from RefSeq and is a predicted model, not a curated record. The coding region runs from base 1 to 804 and encodes 267 amino acids.
AUGAGUGUAUCAAGACUUGUAUCCUCAGUUUGUAAAAAAAUAAUCAAACCAUAUUCAUCCACUCCAAUUUCACUUGGUUGUCACAAACUCUCUUAUCUGGAUCAAAUGAUUGGUGGCAUUUAUAUCCCUUUUGCCUUAUUUUACCCUAAAUUGAGUAACACAUGGUCAAGUAAUAUUAUAUCUGACCAUCUUGAAAAAUCCCUUUCAAAAGUUUUGACCAAUUAUUAUCCAUUGGCAGGGAAAUUGAAUGGCAAUGUUUCUGUUGAUUGUAAUGAUCAUGGAGUUGAAUUCUUCACUACAAAAAUAGAUUGUCCAAUGUCUGAAAUUCUCAACAAUCCUUAUUCUGAUAAAGAUAAUUUAGUCUAUCCGAAAGGAGUCCUUGGAGCGUAUUCAUACAAGGGUAGUCUUGCGGUGUUUCAACUUACUCACUUCAAUUGUGGUGGAAUAGCGGUCAGUAUAUGUUUGGCACAUAAGGUUGGGGAUGGAUACACAUUAGGCAACUUCAUGAACCAUUGGGCUAGUAUAGCGUGUAAUCCAAUGAGUUUAGAAACAUAUCACAUAAGUUCUAAAUUUUAUGGGGCGUAUUAUUUUCCACCAACACAAGAUGACGAUUUGUCAAUUGUAUCCAAUAACAAUAUCGUGCCAGAAAGAGAAGAAUGUAUAGCCAAAACUUUUUCUUGCUCAUCUUCUAAAUUAUCUGCGCUGAAAACUAGGGUUAUCAAUCAAUCAGAAGUACAAAAUCUGACUGACACAGAAGUUGUGACAGCAUUCAUUUACCAACGCGUAUGUAAAUUGGCAGAAUGA